GCUGGAACAGAACAUCUCAGUCUCUUGAUGCCUCCGAAGAAAAUAAUGAUGGUUGGUCAAGUGGAGAAGAUCCAUUAAAUUCCUCUGAUGCGGAAGAAGAAGUAACAGAAAAUACAGAAGAAAAAAAACUAGUUCCUGGUAAAUACACCGUUGUGGCCGAUUACGAGAAAUGUGAUGAGUUCCGGGUCAAGUGUGGGGAUAUAGUUCAGUUAAUACGUGAAGAUGAUGAUGGAAUGUGGUGUGUGAAAAACCUGAGCAGCAACAAAGAAGGACUUGUGCCCUCCAGCAACCUAAUGAGUCUCAUUACCCCUUCUAAAUCUGCCCACUCAUUAAGCAGCUCAGAAUCAGGAACUGCCUCAAGCACUUUAAGCUCAUCAUCCAGCUGUAGUGAGAGUUGUAAUGCCAGCAGCAUCAGUUUUGCAGAUAUCAAAAGCUGAGCUAAAGAUCAGUGAUCAGAACAUGGAGGAUCUCUUGAACAGCCAAUCAGCACUGUUUGCUCAGCAGGACGAAUAGGAAAUGGGAAGAAGAAAAAACCUUCCUUUAUUUUAACACAGUAACUUGAAACCGUCUGGUGUUAAUGAGCUGAUUACUUGUAUAAGUGGAUGGUGCACAGACUUACAUAUUUUUUAUUCUGAGGGAAUGCAUGCUACUGAACUGUGCCUGGAGGAGUCACAUAGGGAUAAGUCUGCAAUAUCACUUGUUUGGAGAUCAGUUUACAGCUCUGGAACCUGUGUUUACACUGUCAGCAUUUCACAUUCACUGUGUAUAUGAGUGUUGGACCUCAGUAUGACGUACUGUAGCUGUGAUGCCAGUUUGCUGUCAUGAUUUGCGUUCCCAAGCGCCACACAAGAUUACCCAGCUCUUUUAGGCUCUGUGCAUCAACAUGAAAAACAAAACGAACCGAGACUUUUGCCUUUUACACUUUUUAAUGAGUGCUUGGGCCAGUUUGCGGUCCUUUUUUUGCCUCGAAUCAAGUCACAAAAGAAAACCAUAUCCGUUUUUGCAUAUUACAGUAAUUUGCUAGGAAAUUUGAUACAAAGUUAUUUUUCCACUCUCUUAGAACCAAACAUUUGUAAGUGCAGAAAAAAUGGUCUAGCAAUGUUAUUAGAUGGUGCUGAGAAAAAUGAAAAUAGCUAUAAAAAGAUGGUAUAAAAGCAACCUUUAUGCCAUUUAUACUAAUUUGAAGCAUUCAGCUGUGGAGUAGCCUGGGGAAUUUUAAUGUAGAUACUGUUAUGAAUAUAGAUUAAUAUUUAAUCAUAGUUACAACCAAAUAUUUAUACACAGCACUUUUUAUACAUGAAAUCAGAACAAUAUUGUAUUCUGAUGUCAGCGCCUUGAGUGCACUGGGUUCGGUCACACAAAACCCAAUAAGCAUCUCACUAUAUCAUAUGGUGCUGUUACCCCACAUGGAUUGUCAAAAUGAGUCAAAUUUAACUGAUUUCUUUAAUUUGUCAGCAAACCAGUCGGGCUCACUUGAAGAAGAAAGGCGCAUUUUGUUCAGCACCUUUUUGAUUGCAAUACAUACAACAUUUGCUUGCUUUUUUUUAAAUAAUAUUUUUAUUGACAAUUAAGGUGUUCUAGUUUAGUAUGUAUUUGUAAGCUAUAACAAGUACAUAGCAUCAGUAGCUCCUAUAUAAAGAUAUUAUGGAGUCAAAAUUAAAUUGGUCAGCAUUUCAACAUUAUUUCUAACUUUUAAUGAGGAUAUACUUCUAAAGAAUACAUUUAGAUCAUUUUGGGGUUUUUGGGAAAAACUUUUCUUUGCCCUGUAUGAAAAAGGUCUCAUAUUGUAUUUGCUAUUUGACCUAAUGUCCACUAAGUUUUCUGCAAUCUGAUAUAUAUAUAUAUAUAAUGCAUCUAUGUGUCUAUGUAUGUAUAUUUCUAAAAUCAAGAUGAUAACAUUUGCUGCUACAAUUGUAUUUUCCCCAAUUAUAUAAUUUGUGCUAAUACCUCAAUAUAAAAUGUUCUUUCCCCAUUUAAUUAUAGGCAGGUUGAUAUGCAAUAAAGGAAUAAGUUAUAUUUAUUUAAAAGGGGGAUUUCUCAUACAAUGACAACAAAAUAUUUUAGUAUUUUACUAAGAUACAUUUUUUUACAAUCUUCUUUAAGUAAAAUAAAUACAAUAAUAUAGUUUAUUACUUGCCAUAUUUGCAUAGAAGGUAAUUUAUCAAAAAAUAACUUGUAACAAUAAAAUCUAGCAGAAUUUUAAAGCACUUUACAUUUGUGGAUCUUUAACAUAUAAUUCAUGUGUUUUGUAAAUGAUACAUUUAGGGUUUUAUUGUCUAAUAAUUAGUUAAUUCUGCAGUCAACCAAUCAGAUUCUUUUUAAACAAGACAUAAUAUUUGUACAAAAUAUUGCAAUACGUUAUUAUCUUGUAUUAGAAAUCCCCUUUUCUUUAUAAGUUCUCCUGUAAGAUAUACCACAGAGCAUUUCAGGAACACAUGACAAUCUAUAGUCCCUACAGAGUCACUCUUGCAAGGAUAAACUGUACUGAAGUUCCUGCAGUUGUGAUAAUCUAGCAAUUUGCACAUGUGGGCUUCUCUCUAAGUUGUAAGUUAUUUGUAAAUGAUUUGUAAAAUAACUGUUCUUAAAUAUAAUGUGUAGCAAUUUUCUCUACCACACAUUGUCCAGCUAUAUCUGUGAUUUUUUUUUUUAAAGUAUUUGUUACUGCACUUUAAAGACCACAACUCAACUGCUUUUUUUCUACUGCCGAUGUAAAUUUCAUUACAGAAUGGUAAAUAUUGUAUGUAUAAUGGUUUGAUGAAUACAUUUCGGCAUAACCUGCCAGACUGA
This is a messenger RNA of Bombina bombina (fire-bellied toad), 2787 nucleotides long. RefSeq names its product guanine nucleotide exchange factor DBS. Gene Ontology annotation, biological process: positive regulation of Rho protein signal transduction; intracellular signal transduction. Gene Ontology annotation, cellular component: cytoplasm; extrinsic component of membrane. Lineage: Eukaryota; Metazoa; Chordata; Amphibia; Anura; Bombinatoridae. Gene Ontology annotation, molecular function: protein binding; guanyl-nucleotide exchange factor activity. The record is from RefSeq and is a predicted model, not a curated record.